AUGCAACCCCCAACUUUAGAAGAAUGGAUGGCAGUUAUUUCGCAUCUUCCUAAUGAUAAAGCUUCAGGACCUUCGGGCAGUGAUGUACAUUUUCGAUAUCCUAAACAUUUUGAGACUGUCCCAUACUAUGUCCCAAAAUGUCCCACAUUAAGUCCCAAUGUCCCAGGCCAUGUCCCAAAAAU
This is a messenger RNA of Funneliformis geosporum, 182 nucleotides long. The record is from the annotation of a GenBank genome assembly. NCBI's taxonomy places the organism in Eukaryota, Fungi, Glomeromycota, Glomeromycetes, Glomerales, Glomeraceae.